Messenger RNA from Paramecium sonneborni, 187 nucleotides. NCBI's taxonomy places the organism in Eukaryota, Ciliophora, Oligohymenophorea, Peniculida, Parameciidae. The record is from the annotation of a GenBank genome assembly.
AUGGUUUCUAUUUAAUUUAUGAUACUCAAUUGAUUGUGGGAGGAAAAGUAUUAAUUUAUUAUUUAUUUAGUCUCAUCAAUUAAGUAUAGAUGAUUAUGUUAUUGGAACAAUGUUCAUAUAUAUUGAUAUAAUUAUUUUGUUCUUGAGAAUAUUGUAGAUCUUGAUGAUAUUGUUUGGAAAAAAAUGA